AUGACAGUGGCCUUGCUGGCUACAACCGAACAGAUAAAACAAGAUAGCCGUCGAGUAAACAGCGUCUUGGAUCAGCUACUUGCAAUGACUAGCGAGGCAGCAGAUGACGAAAACUUUCGUUCUCAAGACUGUCAUAUAUCAGAACUAUUAGUCGUAUUCGCAAAACUAUUUGUUGAUGAUAAUGUUGUCGAAUAUAUAUUGAAACAUUCACAAGUUGAACUAAAAUUACCAACAAUCAUCUUUUUCUGCGAUCUCCUGGUACGCUUUCGGGACGCUCUUCUCAGUAAUGAUCCACUAAAACAGCUAACAUGCACGGCAGCGUUCAACAUCGUCUGGAGUAUUUCACUACACGAGCAAUACAAGCUCAAGUUAAAAGAACAUCCAAAACUUGUUCAGACAAUAAAAAGUCUAGGGCAGGAUGAAAACGUCGACAGCAGCCUCGUUCAACAGUAUGUACCAAAGCAUAUGUCAAAUGUGAAACAAGCAGCCGACGGUAUUCUCUGUAAUCUCGGCCUUGCUGAUAAAGUACUUCUCGAAGAAACACUAGUAGAGUCAAAUGAUAAACCGAGUCUAAUGAUUAGCUAUUCUCACCACAACAAAGAUUUUUGCCAAAAACUAUUGAAACAUUUGAGUCAAUUUGAUGUCUGGAUCGAUUUCAAUGAGUGCAAAGCAGGUGAUUUGUGGGAGAAAAUAGCUAUCGGUAUGAGGAAAGCAAAUGUCAUAUUAUGUCUAAUAUCGGAUAAAUAUUGCGAAAGUCGGUCAUGUCGUCAAGAAAUAACGCAUGCUAUCGAUCAUUUACAAAAACCAAUAGUACCCAUCUACAUUGAACACCACAAAGCGCCCGAUUGGUUAGGUAAGUGA
This is a messenger RNA of Didymodactylos carnosus, 861 nucleotides long. Lineage: Eukaryota; Metazoa; Rotifera; Eurotatoria; Philodinida; Philodinidae. The record is from the annotation of a GenBank genome assembly.